Messenger RNA from Toxoplasma gondii ME49, 5416 nucleotides. RefSeq lists its product as hypothetical. The record is from RefSeq and is a predicted model, not a curated record. The transcript has 2 exons. The coding region runs from base 355 to 3684 and encodes 1109 amino acids. Lineage: Eukaryota; Apicomplexa; Conoidasida; Eucoccidiorida; Sarcocystidae.
CAGGUGAACGUAGAAACGCGCAGAUGUGCCGGGAGCCCCAACGAGGGUGUGUUUUCAAGGUGACUGUAGACCCGAACGUACGCUUCCGUACACACCACCGUUGAGCAGGGGUGGCGUGUACCCUAGACGCCACUCUCUCUCCAAUCUGGAUCUCCAGAUAGUGAGACUGGAGCCGUGUGUAUACUUCCUUUCCGGGAUCCGUUUUCACGCGUUGCCUUCUCCGUUUUUUCGGCGGACUUCUGACGCGGACAGUCGCGUCCGUUUUCCAAGCGACGUUUGGUGCCCACCCUCAGGAGUCGCUGUCCAGCCUUUCGCUAGUCUCUGAGUGUGCCCGGGCCGCCGUCGCGAGACGGAAUGGAGACCGGCGAGGUUUUGGUUCUUUCUCGGAGGGAGUUGGCGCCUUGUUCCUCUUCUUCUUCUCUGGCUUCCGUUGCGCUCCUGCCUCCAACUCGAGAGCGAAAAGGGGCGAAGCUCGGGACUCCGAGCACGGUAGAGAAAAAGAAGAAGCGCAAAGACCCUCGGACUGAAACCCAGACGGGACCUGUGCAGUCCGUCGAGACUGCGGUGUCAUCCUGUGAAUUUGUCGAUUCCCCUGACAAAAGUGGUGUGCCCGCAGCGUCUUCCUUGAAGACGCCUUCCGGCUCUCGUAUGUCCUCGAAGCGCGUGGCGCGUGGCCGCGGCCGCGCCCUAGGAGCCGGUGAAGACGAGAGGCUCGUCCAAGUUUUUUCCCCUGAGCCAGUCCAUGUGGCUGUCUCUUCUGGCCGCGAGAGGGGCAACGAAGGCCAGACACAGGAAGACAGGGGACAAGGAGACCCGCACGCGUCAGCGCCUCAGUCAACGCAGCGGACUCCAGAAGAUGACGGUCAGAAACAAGCGAAUCGAGGAACGUCUCGGAACAGACGACGCAAGGAAGAACGAGGAGGAGACGAGGCAAUGAACCUUACGUCUGCGCCUGUCGACAACAGCGAGGAAGCUGCAGAUUCCGCGACUGUCGCUGUAUCAAGUCAUGUUUCCGGCUCGUCUUCAGCCUCAAGUCAUAACAAGAACUCUCGACGCUGUCCGGAUUCCCCCUCCCUUUGCGCUGUUGCGGCCUCUGAGACUGCAUUGGGAGUUCAUGUUUCGGGUCGCUGUCGAGUGUCCGCAGACAGCGCUCAGGAGGGGCCGAAGGAGGGGAAGGGAAGAGCCAGGAAGGGGAGAAAAGAGAGUCAGGGUGGCGUGAGACGGAACGCUGGCUCCGACCGCGACGAGAAGAAGAAGGAAGAGAAAGGAGACGCGGCGAGGGAGAACCUGUCCCGCGCGUCGUUGUGUUCCGCCUCGCUGGUUCCUCCGAAGGAGCGGAAGGAGGAAGAGAAACACGGUAGAGAAUCGGCUGUGUCACCAGCCGACGCCGGAGAGGCGAAACCCAAGAAAGGACUGGAAGAGCAGGAGAAACGGAGGGAUAAGCAUGGAAAAACGAAGAAAAAGUCGAGUAAGAAAGACGGGCUUCCGUCUGGAAGCGCUGGGACGAGCAGAAGCCGGAAAGUUGAAAAGAAAGGCGAAGAAAGGGAAGACAGAGAAGAGCAGAGCGAGUCGACGCAGCCUGGCGAGGAGACGGCGACAGGAGAGAAACCGAGGGCACUGUCGAGGUCCGUUCUAGACGGGGAGCCGCAGGGCGAUAAGAAAAAGAAGAAGCCUGAAUGCUCGACACCACCGCUGCGUCCUGCGCAGCCUGCGAAACUGGGCGUAGAAAAAACGCAAACGUCUCGCGAUACCAAGAAAAGGAACGACAGGCGAAGCACCGAAGGCGUAUCUUCGUUGUCGCCAUCUUUCAGUCCGGCGUUCACGACCCUGUCGCCCGCCAGGACUUCUCGUUCUCUUCCUUCGUCUUCCUUGGGUCGCGAAGAAGAGAAAGAAGAGGCGAGCGCCAGAUACGAACCCCCGAGUGUGUGGGGUUGUGUCCCCACGAGGCACAGCGAACCGCGGAUGGGGGUGUCUCUCUGCACCCCGUUGGGCUCCAUUCGUUUCGGCGGCCUGUCAAGUGCUCUGAGUGCGUCGACGAGCUUCCUUCUCCAGAGUUUGGUUCAGAGACAAGAAGCCGCGAGGCAGAUGAAGACGAUUGAAGGCGGCGGGUCUGCUCAAGGCCCAGAAGGAGAAAGUCAGCCUUUUGUGGAGGCCAGCGCAGCCCCCAGCUGCCCCAGCGGAGCGCCGAGCCGUAUGCACAAACCCCAGGAAGGCGGAGACGAAAAUCGUGAAGGACAAAAGCCUCCAGAGAGAGACGGGAUGACACAGGGGCUUCGCCCGCGGGCCGGGAGCUCCGAAUUAGAGCGAACGGAGAUUCCGAAGGAGAAGGGUGCCAAGACAUUGUUCUUUUCACGAAGAGAUGGAACUCUGGACUCAUUCUUCUACCUUCUCGGAUCGAUGCCUAACUCGUCCUCUACCGCUCCCGCCUCCGCCGCUUCGUCCCGGCCGCCUUCCGCCGUGGUUUCUUCCCCGCUGCAGGAUGUCCGCCAGGAUGCAGGUAAAGACAGAGACAGUCCAGCAGGAGAGGCUGGCGAGAAGUCGGAAGCGGCCCCUGUCUCCCCCACGAGCUUCCUGCUGGGGCUCCUGACCCGGCGCUCGUCGGGGCGCGGCGUACCCGCGGAGUCAGUCGGCGAGGGGACAGGUCGAAAGGGACAAGCGGGGUUGGAGACGCCACCUCCUGGGCGCCUGCCUCUGUCUGUGCUGCUGGCUCCAGAGUCGGGGGGUGGAGGCAUUGCGACUCAGAAGACGAAUGUGCGUGGGUACGAGGGCAUGGACGAGACGCAGAACCUGGAACCGUUCAAGAGUGUGUCGUCAGUUGCAACGCAUAAGGCCCAGGAUCCAGUUUCGGUGAGGAAAACCAACUCAAUCGAUACAGAGGCCAAGGCUGUGGUGGGGCCGAGUGCGACAGCGACAUGUGGUUUGCAGACUCUCGACAUGCGGACUUUGGGGUCCUCUCGGAACGCUGCGCCGCUUCGGGUGCAGCCAGCCGGGCCUCUGCUGUCUCCGUCUGUCCCCUACGCCGGUGCGCAGGCGUCGCCUAGCACCCAGGCAUCCACGGGGGGCCUUCUCGCUGUUCCCUCGACCCUUGAGUUUCCUCUGGGGAGAACAAAGUCUGCACCGUCUGGAAGCAUUUCUGCUCUCCAGUCUAUUUCUCUUCUCCCUGUCGUCCGUCUAGAGGUUGCGUCCCCGCCGGGAGGUCACCCGGGCCGAGGUCGAGAAGAGCAGAGAGGCAGAGCCUUCGAGUCUCAACGUUGUGAGGACCAGCGAGAAUCUCACAGACACGCGCUGGCGCAGGGAAUUCCUUCCUCGCCUUCUUCCACUUCUUCCCGCUCCUCCUCCGUGUUCGUGGUCGGAAGCAGAGGCUCGGUGGACCGGAGAGGCGCCGACAUGAGCAGGCGAAUUCUCCCGGCUUCCUUGGUCGCAGAGGGUGCGGGGAACGUUCAGGCGCAAAGCGCAUGCAAGGACAGGAGAAGGGCCGGCAUUCGGAGAAGCGCCAGUGUAGAGACAGUCGUGGAGACAGAGACGCGGGAGCGAGCGGCGAGACGGAAAGAAGGGAGAGUCGUUGAGAAGGUGGCGGUCAAAGCAGAGACUGCAAAGGCAGGCUCGAGAGAAUUUGCCGCGCCCUCUUUCAUGGCCAUUCCGUUCCCUCACGAGGUCCCGCCUCCCCCGUUUCUCCGCAUGUAGGCAGUCGGUCUCAACGCUGGAAAUAGAAAAAAUGUCCUCAGAUGGUGUCGGGACGCACCUUCGAGGCGAACGCGCGAGAACCGCGUGGAGAGAAAAAGAGAUACAGGCGCGCAUGGCGGAGUUCGGAAAGCGAAACAUGUCAGAACGCGCCUCUUUUGAGUGCUGGCACAGGUGGAACGCUAAGGGAGGCUGGACAGAGCGACUCAACUGCAUGCAGGGCUUCCGAAAUGCGUUGGGAGACGCUGCCUCCAGCGCAGUACGUGGCUUGAAGCUCCAGAAUAAUGGCAUUCUCACGGGACUGCCGAGCGGGAGUGGCUUUCUUUCCAGAGUGAAGGAGAGUGAGACCCCGUCUAGUUUUUUGUCAGGAUUUGAGGACGGUCCAUGCUGUGCAUGAAAGAUUGGAGACAGGAGGAUACAAGCAGAUAGAGAAGCGAGGGAGGAGGAAAAAUGGGUGUGAUGGAGGCGACGGUUAAAAGGAAAGGGAAAGAAGAGGAACAGAAACAGGAAGAGAGGACAUCGGAACAGAAAGAAACUCAGAUCCAAUUACAAAAGGAGACAACCGAAAUGCUGAUGACAGAAAUAAGGCAUAAGCGUCAAGAAGACCUUCAGUGCAAGCUCGCUGUGGAAAAGCGACAAGACAAAGAAACAAACGGGAAAUCAGACAGAAUCAAACGGUGUUACGCGGAGCGAGUGCAGCAAUAUGGAGAAACCAACGAAAGAAGAAAUGCAAAAGAGCCGAACAGAUGAUACACCCCAAGCAGCAAAUACCUACGAGAGUUGAAACGAGGGACAAGAAAAAGGAGGACGCAGGUAGAAAAGGAAAUGACGCAAAGAACGGCGACAUCAAAUGAAAGACUGUUUACCAUCGCAUAUACGCUAAAUCAAAACGACCACGUUCUACAAAACAAGUCGCGCGAGCAUGUCCUGCUUGGAAAAAGAGAGGGGGAGAGCAAACGGUGAGGUGAGCGCUUUCUCUUCAGAGCAAUUCAGUGCAAGCACACAUGGAAAAUGUGCGAAUCUCACCUCGGUCGGUGCAGCUUUCACAUCCUCGGAGUUUUUCCUUGCAGGUGCUUGUCCUACCUUGUUACAACUUAACGGACCCUUCGCUCUCAGUGGGUAGUCACGAACCUCGCGAGAAAAGGCACUGCCUUUCGUUCGUGUUCUCGUUCGAUGCGCAUUCGCAUACGCAUGCGCGCACGGCUAUAUAAAGAUUACAAUGGAAAGAUCAAUAAGGAAAACUGGCUUUAUUGUUGGACUGCCAGUAGGGCCACCAGAUACAUUUGUUCUAGUCACUUUAGUGCAGAUCUCACAGAUACGAUGGAUACGAUUAUAGACCCUAAACAGAAGCAACAGCACUGGCGGGCUGUCGACAAACGAUGUAAGCAGGACCCCUCGCGGGAACUCAAGGAUAAUCGCUGUGAAGUGACACCGGAAAUGGGGGUGCGUCCUUAGGCUGAAUUGCAUUCGGUGAAUUUUGUUGCUGCUUCUUAACUAUAGAGCAUUUGAGAACCGUUGCUAUUCGGAAAACACCAGGGGUGUGGAGAGUGCCUAGACGCUUCCGCCGGUCCUCGUCAAUAUUCGGAACGGACACGGUCCCCAUCUAGAUCCACCUUCUGUGACCAUUCAAUCGAACAGAAAAUGAUUUUGACUUCGAUCCUGGCUCCGGAAGAAGGCUCUUGUUAAUUGAAUGAUAAACGAGCGCAGUUCGUGCAGCAACUCGUAGCGCCGAUUU